Messenger RNA from Arabidopsis thaliana (thale cress), 2224 nucleotides. Its product is annotated as protein kinase C-like zinc finger protein. Gene Ontology annotation, molecular function: thioredoxin-disulfide reductase (NADPH) activity; protein-disulfide reductase [NAD(P)H] activity. Bases 864 to 2042 code for a protein of 392 amino acids. NCBI's taxonomy places the organism in Eukaryota, Viridiplantae, Streptophyta, Magnoliopsida, Brassicales, Brassicaceae. The record is from RefSeq and is marked reviewed. Gene Ontology annotation, biological process: cellular oxidant detoxification. The transcript has 3 exons.
UUUCUGAUGCAGUGUUGAGAUAAGCAAGAAUAUAAAAUUAAUGGUUUUCACAAGCUUGUUGCUUUAGAUAUUGGGUAACCUAACCUUGUAGAUGGUAUAUUCUUUGAGGAUAUUUUGAUUUACUUUUACUUGUUCUUUUGAGAGAGACUUCAAUAAAGUUUAAGUUUAUAUCUUUUUUUUUUCUAUUUAUAUUUCCUUGUCCCCAUGUGAUUUCAUUUAUCCCCUUUUCUUGGAAUUUACAAGCUUAAUCAACCGAGAGGCAUAUCAUCAAUAAGGAUUAAACCUGUGUGGAAAUUUUGUUACAAUCUACUCUGUAUUGAAACUUGUUUCGGUAUAGUUUCCUCGUAUCAAAGGUUAUACCACCAUCUCUCUGGUAUCAGGUAUGUUAAGUUUUGUUUAUUACUUUUCUCAACAGGCCAUCUGAGACAGUUCAUCGUCUGUAAACCCUGUUAUAAUUGGUCUCUGUUUCAGUUUUUUAAAGUUGUAUGUUCCUUCAAGUUUUGUUCUGGGUUUCUGAUGUUUUGUAACUGGUCUUGAUAUGUAUUUCUGUAUGUUUGAUCAUUUCAUGUGUUCAUGAAGGGAUGGACCUUAGUUUUUUUUUGAUCCAGAAUAAGAACUCAGGUUUUACUGUAGAACUGUAUAGAACAUCUCAGUCUUCACAAGUAGUACUUAACUACAACACAUAUGCUCAUUUCUUUAGAAGUCUUUCGAGCUGGAAUUAGCUUGAGCCGUUUUGGAUAUGUAAUAGCAUGUACUCGUACAAUAAGGCUAAGGUACAUGUUCUUGAUGAAGCAUGUUUUCUCAUGUUGGUUUAGGUUUCUGAUCAGAAGCAGCUUAAAGAGCAUAGUGGUGUUGCAGUUUAGAUGGCAGUAUCAGCUGAUUACCAAGUUAAGUUUCCUGAAAGUGGUGAUCUCUACUCUAUACUAGCAGCUGAAGGGAUUGAGUUUCUUUUGUCGCAUAGUGGAGAGGUGCCGUUGGAAUAUAUUCAUGGUAAGACGAUUUGUCUCUUCUUCUCUGCAAUCUGGUGCAGGCCCUGCAAGGACUUCACUCCAGAGCUGAUAAAACUCUACGAAAAUCUUCAGAACCGAGGAGAAGAACUCGAGAUCAUCUUUGUCUCAUUUGAUCAUGAUAUGACUUCAUUCUAUGAACAUUUCUGGUGCAUGCCAUGGCUUGCAGUUCCCUUCAAUUUAAGCCUACUCAACAAAUUAAGGGACAAGUACGGAAUUUCUCGUAUCCCGUCACUGGUUCCUCUAUAUUCAGAUGAAAUCUCAGUCGCUGAAGAUGUAAUUGGUCUAAUUGAAGACUAUGGUUCUGAAGCCUUUCCUUUCACUAAAAAGCGAAAAGAAGAACUCAAAGCCAUCGAUGACUCCAAACGCCUUGGAGGACAGUUGGAGAAACUCCUUACUCACGAGUCCCGAAAUUACGUUGUUGCCAGAAAUGGAAGCAAGGUGCUAGUUUCUAAACUUGUGGGAAAGACCAUAGGGUUGUACUUUGGUGCACACUGGUGUCCGCCUUUCCGAUCUUUCACUUCUCAACUCGUAGAUGUGUACAAUGAGCUGGCGACUACAGAUAAAGGCUCCUUUGAAGUCAUCUUAAUUUCAACAGACAGAGACUCAAGAGAGUUUAACAUCAACAUGACCAACAUGCCAUGGCUUGCAAUACCUUAUGAGGACAGAACAAGACAAGAUCUUUGUAGAAUCUUCAACGUCAAACUCAUACCUGCAUUGGUCAUCAUAGGACCCGAAGAGAAAACAGUGACCACAAACGCGAGAGAGAUGGUAUCAUUGUAUGGAUCAAGGAGUUUUCCGUUCACGGAAUCAAGGAUUGUUGAGUUAAAAGCUUGUUUGAAGAAGGAAGGUGAUUCACUUCCAAGGAAAGUGAAAGAUAACAAGCAUGAACACGAGCUAAAACUGGAUAUGGCGAAAGCUUAUGUGUGUGAUUUCUGUAAGAAGCAAGGCAGGUUUUGGGCGUUUUCUUGCAAUGCUUGUGAUUAUGAUCUUCAUCCUACAUGUGUGGAAGAAGAAGAAGCAUUAUUGGUUUAGCAAAAGAGACGGUCGUCGUGAUUUGUCUGAAAGAUUUUGUAAUAUUAGUAGACAAAGAAUCGUGAUAUGUAAUGUUGUCAUGUAAAACUCAAAGUUGAGGAAUUAGGAUCAACAUUGUAAUUAUAUCUUCUGUUUGUACAAUUAACAUGCUUAUUUCAUUAAUAAAAUUAUAUUCUGUUUUU